This is a messenger RNA of Phyllotreta striolata, 2488 nucleotides long. The record is from the annotation of a GenBank genome assembly. NCBI's taxonomy places the organism in Eukaryota, Metazoa, Arthropoda, Insecta, Coleoptera, Chrysomelidae.
UUAAUGUUUUCCGGGCUUAUUUCCACUUUGUGAGAGGUAGAGUUUGGAAACUUCGCAAAAAUGAAAUUUUUAUGGGGUUUAGUAGUAUUAAUUUACGUAUUCCAUUCUACAGAUUCACAACCUUAUCAAUUCUCAUUUGGUGGAAGUAGCAGUGGCGGUUUAAGCGGCGGUGCUGGAGGCCAAGCAGGAGGUGGCGGAGGCGGUGGCGGUGGGGCUGGGGCCAGUAUAGAUAUUGAUUUGAGUGGAUUAUCUAAACUAGGCGAUGAACUUAAAUCGCAUUUAAGCAAUAUAUUCGGAGAAGGUUCUCACGCUUUAUACGAUAUAAGACAAUCACUCGAAGGAAUCUUGGGAACACUAACAGGAGGAUAUACCGAAGAAAUUAAAGGAGAAGGCAAAGGUGGCGGCAAAGGAGGCGGCAAAGGAGGUGGCAAAGGAGGCUAUUCUGGUGGUAUACAAAUUUCCACAAAAGGCAAAUUAAGCCUCAAAUCCCUAAUUCAAGGCUUUUUGAGUAUUCCGAUGAAAAUCUUCGGCAAUAUAGGAAAAUUAGGAAAGGGCGCGUUCAGUUUCGAAUUAAAGAUUGCCAAAUUGCCGUUUACAUUGAUCACAAAGGGCCUUGGAAAUGUGAAGAAAGUAGUUACAGGGGUACUGUCCACUGUAGGAAAUAUCGUUAGCAAGGGAAACGUUUUCACUUCUAAUAUGGUAGCCAAUGUGUUGGAUAAGGUCGCUGGCGGCGUUGGAUUCAUCGUAAAUCACGUAGCGGACAUUCAAAUAUUCUUCCUAAAAUUCGGCAUCAACAUAGCCAGUAAGGUCAAACAGGGCUUCAAAUCCAUGGUUACAGGGGUAGCGAAUGUAGUCGCAUUUAUUAUAAGCUCAAUCUCCAAAACCAUCAUGGGAAUACCGAAUUCGUACCCGGUAAAAACAAUCACCGGUUUGCCGAUUAUCAGGAACAUCGUUUCUAUGUUCAGCAAAGUUCGCCACAUGAGCUUGACCGUCCUUCACGCCAAUAUUGAACGACUAAUCGAAUUCUGGAAGACUCUGAUUAAAAGAAACAAGGACUUCUUCCUUCCGUUCUUCGAGAGAAUUUUCAGUAUUUACUUGGCCAUUGUAAAUACAAUCAGGACAAUCAUAGAUGGUGGGAAAUCAAAAGGUAUCGAAGCAGUUAUAGGUGGUACUAGAAUAGUACUUGAACCCUUAAUCAAAGGUAAACCAAUAACUCCUGAGAUGUGGUCUCAAUAUUGCACGGGAACACCUCCCAAAGGAUUAGAAAACGGCGAAGGAUCGAGCGGAAUAUCAAAAGAUGAAGGAAAACCUGGUUCAAGUACAGACAAGAACUCAGGUAAUCCAGAUACGGGCAAAGCUAUGUCCGGAUCUAUAUCCGGAUCUAUAUCUGGAUCAUCUUCAGAUGAUAAUAAACCGGUUAAAGAACAACCAGGGUCAAGCGAAGAAUCCACAAGUGGAUCAAGCGACGAAAAAUCUGAAAAUGAAAAGACUGAUGAGGAAGAAGAUGAGGGAGACUGUUUAGAAUCAGAUUUAAGUAAUGAUAGUACAGCUGAAGGAUCUGGAGAUGGUAGUGGAGGUUCCUCCGGCGGUUCGGAAUCUGGAAUGUCUGGGGGUGGUGGAAUGUCUGGGGAUGGGGGAAUGUCUGGUGGAGGAAUGUCUGAGGGGGGAAUGUCUGGAGGAUUGUUUAGUGGAGGAUUUUCUUUUGGAGGUGGCGGCGGCUCCAGCAGUAGUGGUUCUGGUGAUGCCGGCGGUUCCGCCGGUGGUUCUGGAGGUGAUUCUGCCGGUGGUUCUGGAGGUGGUUCUGCCGAUGGUUCUGCCGGUGGUUCUGCCGGUGGUUCUACCGGUGGUUCUGCCGGUGGCUCUGCAAGUGGUUCUGGAGGUGAUUCUGCUGGUGGUUCCGCUAGCUCAGGGGGCUCUGGAUUUAAAAUCAGCAUGGGUUCCUCUGGUGGUCAAUCGGGAAAAUCUCUAGAAGAGUUACUUUCAGAACUAAACAAAAAAUCCACUCAAUAAGGUAUAUAUGUUGACUAUUUCCGUUUUAGUUCUAAAUAUUUGUUAUAUUGUUGAAUAAAAAAUGUACUGUAGUUAUUAAAAUGGCAUUAAAACCGAGUUGAAGCAUUGCAAAGCUUUCAUAAACAUUUGCCACUCUUUUACCUUAUUUAUUAUGCACCUUAAUUUUGUUUUGGAUUUUUAAAUUCGGCUUAAAGAAAUUAGACAAUUCAAUUUCGAUUAAAUGGAACAUUGUCAUCAGAGCUAUUGAAUAUGGUAGGAACUUCUUCAUUUGCAUAUUCUAGUAUCAGUCAAUAAUUAUUUAUUAACAUAUCCACAUAAAUUCAUAAUAAUAUAGCAAGAAUAAAAUAAAAUUCCAAUAGAUUUCGGUUUUUAUUUUGAUUUGUAAAUAGAAUUUGAAUUUGUCUAUAUCACAAUUAAACUUAACUAUCAACUUAAAAAUUAAAAGUUUUCAUGUUUAAAAAAUUUAAAGAUAUAUUAA